Messenger RNA from Acomys russatus (golden spiny mouse), 824 nucleotides. It is a transcript of the gene Fgf21, whose product is annotated as fibroblast growth factor 21. The record is from RefSeq and is a predicted model, not a curated record. Gene Ontology annotation, biological process: positive regulation of gene expression; fibroblast growth factor receptor signaling pathway; positive regulation of protein phosphorylation. Gene Ontology annotation, molecular function: fibroblast growth factor receptor binding; growth factor activity. NCBI's taxonomy places the organism in Eukaryota, Metazoa, Chordata, Mammalia, Rodentia, Muridae. The coding region runs from base 113 to 742 and encodes 209 amino acids. The transcript has 3 exons. Gene Ontology annotation, cellular component: extracellular region; cytoplasm.
CCCUUUGCCUGAGCCAUUGGAUGAAGCCAAGGCUGCUCUGAAGCCAGCCCCAGACAACUCUGCUCCUCAGACGCCUGCCAAGGGCUCUCCCUAAAGGAGUGCAGGGGGAUUAAUGGACUGGAUGAAAUCUAGAGUUGGGGCCCUGGGACCGAGGGUCCCUCUGCUGGCUGUCUUCCUGUGGGCGCUCUGCCAGGCACACCCCAUCCCUGACUCCAGCCCCCUCCUCCAGUUUGGGAGUCAAGUCCGGCAGAUGCACCUCUACACAGAUGACGACCAGGACACCGAAGCCCACCUGGAGAUCAGAGAGGAUGGCACCGUGGUAGGCACCACACACCGCAGCCCGGAAAGUCUUCUGGAGCUCAAAGCCUUGAAACCAGGGGUCAUUCAAAUCCUGGGUGUCAAAACCUCUAGGUUUCUUUGCCAACAGCGAGAUGGAACGCUGUACGGAUCGCUUCACUUCGAUCCUGAGGCCUGCAGCUUCAGGGAGUUGCUCCUUGAAGACGGUUACAAUGUGUACCAGUCUGAAGCCCGUGGCCUGCCCCUGCGUCUGCCCCAGAGGGACUCCCCAAACCAGGGUCCAGCAUCCUGGGGACCCGUGCGCUUCCUGCCCGUGCUAGGCAGCCCCCAAGAGCCCCAAGAGCCACCGGGAUUCCUGGCCCCAGAACCCCCAGACGUAGGCUCCUCUGAUCCUCUGAGCAUGGUGGAGCCUUUGGCCGGCCGAAGCCCCAGCUAUGCUUCCUGACCCUCCCUGACUCUACGGGUGUUUCUUUUUGGGGUCCCUCUUAUUUAUUAUGGGUAUUUAUCUUAUUUAUUUAUUUUAAUUU